Molecule: messenger RNA, 606 nt
Organism: Myotis brandtii (Brandt's bat)
Lineage: Eukaryota; Metazoa; Chordata; Mammalia; Chiroptera; Vespertilionidae
Product: E3 ubiquitin-protein ligase UBR4-like
Exons: 4
Coding region: 76-591 (171 amino acids)
Source: RefSeq, a predicted model, not a curated record
CUGGAUGAAUCCAUCUUGGAGGAAUGUCUCCAAUAUUUGGAAAAGCAACUGGAAAGCAGCCAGGCUCGUAAAGCCAUGGAAGAAUUCUUCUCUGAUAGUGGAGAACUUGUGCAGAUCAUGAUGGCAACAGCCAAUGAGAACCUCUCUGCUAAAUUCUGUAACCGAGUUUUGAAAUUCUUCACCAAACUCUUCCAGCUGACUGAGAAGAGCCCUAACCCGAGUCUUCUGCACCUCUGUGGCUCUCUGGCACAGCUGGCCUGCGUGGAGCCUGUGCGUCUCCAGGCCUGGCUCACCCGCAUGACCACAUCGCCUCCCAAAGAUUCUGAUCAGCUGGAUAUGAUUCAGGAGAACCGGCAGCUGUUGCAGUUACUGACUACAUACAUUGUUCGGGAAAACAGCCAAGUUGGAGAAGGUGUGUGUGCUGUGCUUCUGGGUACCCUGAUCCCCAUGGCAACAGAGAUGCUGGCCAAUGGUGAUGGAACUGGUUUCCCCGAACUCAUGGUUGUGAUGGCCACCCUGGCCAGUGCAGGUCAAGGUGCUGGGCAUCUUCAGCUUCAUAAUGCUGCUGUGGACUGGCUAAGUAGAUGGUAAGGUGAUGAAAUUGGA